AUGGGUCUUCAUGAAAGCUUCCCCGCGUACGGUGGUCGCGGCCCCAGCGACUUGCGCUUGGGUAUUGCUUUGGGUACAGUUGCGACUGUUUUUAUGGUGCUGCGGGUUUAUGUUCGUCUCCGUAUGAACAAAUUUGGAACCACGGCAUUGAUAUGGUCUCUCGUGGCUUGGCUAUUUACUACUCUCACUCAAAUCUUCGGUAUUCUUUCUAUUCUCCACGGCCUAGGGAACCACAUCACCAUCGUUCAAGAAGUCGGCGAACUACACAACUUCCUUCUAUUCACAUGGAUCACGGUCUUUUUCUUCAACCUAGCGAUUCCGACCGGCAAGGUCGCGGUGGCUGCAUUUUUGAUUGAGAUGAACUCACAGAGCAAUCCCAAAAUCCGCCGCAGUCUCAUCGUCGUCGCUGCUUUGAAUAUUAUCGUGAACAUCCCCCAAGUCCUCCUGGUCUGGUUUCAAUGCAGUCCUCCCAGUGCUCUAUGGGAUCCCCUCCGCCAGAGUCAAUGUGACCACGGCAAGAGUGUAUACUAUACCUACUUUGUCGGUGCCGUGGCCGCCAUCUCGGAUAUCUACCUCGCCAUCAUCCCAAUCACAAUGCUGGUACCCCUACGUAUCGACAAGAAGUUAAAAUGGGGUCUGAGUUUCCUCAUGGGAUGCGGUGUAUUCGCCGGCGCUGCUGCAAUUGUUAGAACAUGGGCUGCCAAGUUCAUCAUGAGCGAAGACUCAUCCUAUGGAGUGGGCAUACUCUUUCGCUGGGGCGAAGUCGAAGAAUGGAUCGUCCUCAUCACAAUGUCAAUUCCACCCGUAUGGCCACUCUUCCGGCCGUUGACCCAUCGCUUCAUCAGAUCCACAGCGAACCGCAGCCAGCCUCAAUACAGGCAAAAUGGCUAUUAUGGCAAUUACGGCUCUACAACUCGAGGAAACCAAUCAGUUGCGCCGCCGAUUGUCACGACUACUAUUUCUAUUUCUUCUCAGAAGGGCGCUGCGGCGUCAGCUACAACGGCAGGCCCGUCUUCUUCCGCAGACUCGCUUUCGAGAUUCGGGGAGGAGCCUGAGACGCCUCAUACUAUCCUUAGCCAUAAUGGUGAUCCAGAAGGCUGGAUGGAGAUGUCGCAUUUCAAGGAGCAGAAUCGGACUUGA
Molecule: messenger RNA, 1140 nt
Organism: Penicillium canescens
Lineage: Eukaryota; Fungi; Ascomycota; Eurotiomycetes; Eurotiales; Aspergillaceae
Exons: 4
Coding region: 1-1140 (379 amino acids)
Source: RefSeq, a predicted model, not a curated record